AUGUUCGUGAAGCUCCUGACCAUUGUCUUCAUCUUCCUCAACCUACUCUCUCAGUUCCCAAAAUCCUCUUCCCAACCUAUAGACUUCACUUACAAUGGCUUCCUUCCUCCUCUCACUGACAUAUCCCUCGAAGGAAUCGCCACCGUCACACCCAACGGUCUUUUGAAGCUAACCAACUACACCAUGCAGAAAACGGGUCACGCCUUCUACACCAAACCAAUCCGGUUCAAAGAUUUUCGAGACAGCACCGUUUCUUCCUUCUCCACAACUUUUGUCUUAGCUAUUCAUCCGGAGAUCCCGAGCCUUAGAGCCUACGGCAUGGCUUUCGUCAUCGCUCCCAACCCAAGGCUCCGUUACGCGACCGCAAGUCAAUACAUGGGUCUCUUCAACAUCACAAACGACGGUAAUGUCACUAAUCAUGUGUUCGCUAUAGAGUUUGACACGAUCUUGAGUCCAAAGUUCAAUGAUACCGAUGACAACCAUGUCGGAAUAGAUAUCAAUAGCUUGAUCUCCGUGGAGAGUUCGCCAGCUGGGUAUUGGGGCAUAAAAGGUCAGUUCAAGAAUAUGAAUUUGAUUAGUGGCAGACGGAUGCAGGUUUGGGUUGAUUAUGAUAGUCAUACCCAUCAAAUUGAUGUAACAAUGGCUCCCUACAAAAAGGACAAACCGAAAAAACCGCUUGUUUCUAUCGUCACAGAUCUGUCUUCUGUUCUUUUGCAAGACAUGUUCGUAGGUUUCUCGUCUGCGACCGGUACUAUUAUGUCCGAAAAUUAUGUUCUCGGGUGGAGUUUCGGGGUGAAGGGGAAUGCUCCGCCGUUGGACCUAUCAAAACUUCCCAAACUUCCGAAGUGGGAGCCCAAAAGAAUAUACAGCAUCUACAAGACUUGGAUGCCAUCAGUUUGCAUAUUUUUGAUUCCCUUCUUGUUCAUUUCCACGCUUAUCAUGCUCGUGCGCUUUGUCUUGAGGAGGAGGAGAAAGUUUAAGGAGGAGCUCGAAGAUUGGGAAACAAGGCUUGGGAAGAACCGAAUGAAGUUUAAGGAUUUGUACUGUGCCACCAAAGGGUUCAAUGAGAAGGACCUUCUCGGAUCUGGUGGAUUUGGAACCGGAAACAUCUUGGAUGCCACAGACCCAAAGCUAGGGACGAAUUAUGACCGAACAGAGGUCGAAAUGGUUUUGAAGCUAGGUUUGAUGUGCUCUCACUUCAACCCACAUGCUAGACCAACUAUGAGACAAGUGUUGCAUUAUCUCAGUGGAGAUGCAAUAUUACCAGAUUUGUCGCCUUUGGACUUGCGUAGGAACGAAAUGAUGUUGGAAAUCAACCAUGGACUUAGCGAGACAGGCAUGUUUACAUGUGGGUCUUCGAUGGUUAAUUCCAUUGUCUCCGCUUCCAGUGGGAGGUGA
This is a messenger RNA of Eruca vesicaria subsp. sativa (arugula), 1398 nucleotides long. The record is from the annotation of a GenBank genome assembly. Lineage: Eukaryota; Viridiplantae; Streptophyta; Magnoliopsida; Brassicales; Brassicaceae.